Messenger RNA from Acanthoscelides obtectus, 1266 nucleotides. Lineage: Eukaryota; Metazoa; Arthropoda; Insecta; Coleoptera; Chrysomelidae. The record is from the annotation of a GenBank genome assembly.
AUGGACAAGCUAGCAAGCAACGACUCAAACGUGCGACCACUUGAUGAACCUGCCACAAUGAAUGAACAGUCCUGGAUCUCAUCAAUAUUCGCUCUUGGCGCAGUGUUUGGACCAUUUAUCUUCGGAUUCCUAGCUGAUAAGAUCGGGAGGAAGUAUACUUUGCUGAGUACUGCGCCACCUUUUGCACUAUGCUACCUUCUGCUUGCUUUUGGAAAAUCCGUUUACCUCUUUCUCGCUGCUAGAUUCAUCAUCGGUUUAGCACUUGGGGGUGUUUUCACAGUGAUACCUAUGUAUCUGAGUGAAAUUGCUGAUAACAGCAAUAGAGGAGCAAUGGGCUCAUCUAUGAACGUAUUUCUUUGCUUAGGUUUACUGUUUUCAUACUCUCUUGGACCGUAUGUGUCUGUGAUGGUCUUCAACAUAGUGUUGACGGUUGCUCCAUGUGCAUUCUUUGUAUUGUUUUUCCUCUUCGCACCUGAGACUCCUACGUAUUACGUAAGCAAAAAUCAAGAUGAAGAAGCUGAAGCUGUUUUGCAACGGUUACGAGGAUCUGGGGUAGACAUCAAGCAGGAAUUAACUAGUUUACAAGAAAAGCAAAAAGAAGAUGGUAAAGGUGGCUUUUCCGAUUUAUUCCAGUCAAAAGGUUUGAUCAAGGCUUUGUGCAUAUCAGUGGGCUUGGUGGCUUUCCAGCAAUUUUCCGGCAUAAACGCCGUUUUGUUUUAUGCACAAAGUAUCUUCCAACAAGCAGGAAGUACCUUAGCACCAGAAGUGUGCUCUAUUUUGAUUGGAGGAGUACAAUUUGGUACUAGUUUCAUUACACCUCUGAUCUCUGAUAAGUUGGGGAGGAAAAUUUUGCUACUCAUUUCAGCUGUUGGUAUGGUAAUUGCAGAAGUACCCCUUGGUGUAUACUGCUACCUUAAAGAUAAGGGGGAUGACGUUCAAAGUAUUUCCUUUUUGCCUAUUGCAUGUCUAAUAACGUAUAUUAUAAUGUACAACGUUGGGUUUGGACCAUUACCAUGGGCUGUGAUGGGUGAAAUAUUCCCAAGUAACGUUAAGUCCAUUGCGUCAUCACUGACAGCUGCAAUCUGUUGGUUCAUGGGCUUUUUGAUUGGUUAUUUCUUCAAGUCUAUCUCAGCCAGUAUCGGUAUGGGGCCCUCGUUUUGGAUUUUCUCAGGGUGUGCUGCUUUAGCUAUCCCCUUCUCGUGGUUUGUUUUGAUAGAAACGAAAGGAAAAUCUAUAAGUGAGAUCCAAGAAGAGCUCAAUCGAUAG